Messenger RNA from Triticum turgidum subsp. durum (durum wheat), 2472 nucleotides. Lineage: Eukaryota; Viridiplantae; Streptophyta; Magnoliopsida; Poales; Poaceae. The record is from the annotation of a GenBank genome assembly.
AUGGCGGCGGCGGCCGUCGGCAUCAGCAGGACCAGCGCGGCGGGGGCGGGAAGCACCAACAGCAGCGAGUUCCGCUUCUUCCUGUCCUGCGACAUCAGCCUCCCCCUCACCUUCCGCGUCCUCCAGGCCCCCAUCCCGCCCCCCGCUCAAGAUGGUCUCGACAAGAAGGUCUCGGAGCUCUUCGUCGAGUGCAAGCUCUACAUCGACGGCAUCCAGUUCGGCCUUCCCGUCAACACAAGGCUCGAAUCUUCAGGACCGCCAUACUGCUGGAACGAACUCAUCACGCUGUGCACCAAAUACAGGGACCUAACCUCCCUCGCGCAGCUCGCAUUCACGGUUUGGGACGUGUCAUCUGGUGAGGGCAAAAGUGUUGUUGGUGGAGCCACCAUAUUUCUGUUCAACAGCAAGAAACAGCUUAAAACAGGGAAGCAGAAGCUGCAGCUAUGGCCCCAAAAGGAGGCAGAUGGAAGAGUACCUACCACAACCCCUGGCAAGGUUCCUAAGAAUGAGCGAGGGGAGAUUGAGCGGUUGGAGAGGCUCGUUAACAAGUACGAGAGAGGGCAGAUACAACAUGUGGAUUGGCUGGACCGUCUGGCCUUCAGUGCGAUCGACAAAGUUAAGGAGAAGGAGUGUGAAAGGCUGGAGAAUUCUUUCCCGAGCCUGGUUGUUGAAUUCUGUAGUUUUGAACACAGAGUUGUCUUCCAGGAAUCUGGAGCGAAUUUCUAUGCACCAACCCCUGUAUCAUUAUCAAACGAGCUUGUUACUGUGUGGGAUCCUGAACUUGGACGAACCAACCCAUCUGAGCACAAGCAGUUAAAGCUUGCCAGGAGCUUGACUCGUGGAAUAAUUGAUAAAGAUCUGAAACCGAGCUCAAAUGAGCGAAAGUCACUUCAAAGAAUCAUCAAAUGUCCUCCUACACGGACUAUACUGCCAGAUGAGAAGCAAUUGGUGUGGAAAUUCCGUUUCUCUUUGAUGUCUGAGAAGAAAGCUCUUACAAAGUUUCUCCGCUCAGUGGAUUGGAGCGAUAUCCAAGAAGCUAAACAAGCUGUUGAAUUGAUGGGAAAGUGGGAAACAAUUGAUGUGGCUGAUGCAUUAGAGCUUCUCUCAUCAGAUUUUAAAAGCGAGGAAGUCCGUGCUUAUGCUGUGAGCGUACUUGAAAGGGCUGAUGAUGAAGAAUUGCAAUGCUACUUACUCCAGUUAGUGCAAGCUCUUCGAUUUGAACGAUCGGACAAGUCACGCCUGGCACACUUUCUUGUAAACCGCGCUUUAUCAAACAUUGAAAUUGCUAGUUUCCUUCGCUGGUAUGUGGUUGUUGAGCUCCAUGAUCAUGCAUAUGCAAAACGAUACUACAGUACGUAUGACAUGCUUGAAGAUGAAAUGAUGAAAAUGAUUGCUAGGGAGGAUGGCGAUGAAGAUGGGUUUCGACUGUGGCAGAGUUUAUCACGCCAAACGGAACUCACUGCUCAAUUAUGUUCUAUUAUGAAGGAUGUAAGAAAUACUCGUGGUAAUGCAGAAAAGAAAAUCGAGAAACUGAGACAGUUGUUAUCAGGAGUUCACAGUGAGCUUACCCACUUUGAUGAGCCAAUUCGUUCACCAUUAGCACCUACACUUCUCCUUACUGGUGUUGUGCCUCAAGAGUCGUCUAUAUUCAAGAGUUCCUUAAUUCCAUUGCGCCUUACAUUUAAGACGGCAAAUGGGGGAACGUCCAAGAUGAUUUUCAAAAAGGGAGAUGACCUCCGCCAGGAUCAAUUGGUCAUUCAAAUGGUCUCUUUAAUGGACCGAUUGCUCAAACUAGAAAACAUGGACUUGCACCUUACUCCAUAUCAAGUUCUUGCAACUGGACAGGAUGAAGGGAUGGUUGAAUUCAUUCCUUCCAGCCCGCUUGCACAGAUUAUAUCAGAACAUCGCAGUAUUACAAGUUACCUGCAAAAGUUCCAUCCUGAUGAAGAUGGUCCUUUUGGUAUAACUGCCCAAUGCUUGGAAACUUUUAUAAAAAGUUGUGCUGGUUACUCUGUCAUUACAUACAUUAUGGGUGUUGGAGACAGGCAUCUAGAUAAUCUUCUUAUAAGAGAUGACGGGUGCCUUUUCCAUGUGGACUUCGGUUUUAUUCUGGGUCGAGAUCCAAAGCCAUUUCCACCUCCAAUGAAACUAUGUAAAGAAAUGGUCGAGGCCAUGGGUGGCACAGAAAGCCAAUACUAUACAAGAUUCAAGUCCUACUGCUGCGAAGCAUACAACAUCUUAAGGAAUAACAGCAGCCUUAUACUGAAUCUCUUCACGUUGAUGGAAAGAUCAAGUAUUCCAGAUAUCUCUACCGAGGAAAAUGCGACCCUUAAGGUUCAGGAGAAAUUCCGGCUGGAUCUGGACGAUGAGGAGGCUAUACAUUUCUUCCAGGGCCUUAUCAACGAUAGUGUCAGCGCAUUGUUCCCUCAAAUGGUUGAGACCAUCCAUAGAUGGGCUCAAUAUUGGCGAUGA